AUGGAAGCACCUGCCAUGGCCGGUAGUCUUCAGCUGGAGGAGCAUAUGGAGGACAACACCUGCCAAAGGUGGGAUCUAGAGCAUCUGCUGCCCGCCUGCCCAGUCCUUCCUCCUGAUAAAAGUGCGGUUGGUGGUGAUGAGCAGCGAUCCGUGAGAAAGGAGAGGUGGAAGUCGAGGAGGGAGCGCCUUCAAUGCCAACGUCUCUCCCAGCCAGCUCUCAACCACCAUUACGGCAACAUCAACACAACUCCCCCACUAUUAAUACUAAUUCAGCAAUAUAAAAACUGUAGUGUAGGAAAUAUAAUGUAUUGAUGGAAAUAGGAUGUAGUCGGAAUAUAUUUCUGGUUAGUGAGAUCAUAUCUGAAAUUAUCAAUCAAUAUAUUUCAUGUAAUUACUUGUUGAGAAACUACCCACUGGAAGCACUCUAAAAACAAAAUGUAUUUACAAUAGGAGAUCUCGAGGCCAUCUUCUUUUCAGACGCCUCGGAUGGUUAUCAGGGAUAGAAGAGGAAGCAAGGUUAGAGACGAGAG
Nezara viridula (southern green stink bug) is the source of this 530-nucleotide messenger RNA. Lineage: Eukaryota; Metazoa; Arthropoda; Insecta; Hemiptera; Pentatomidae. The record is from the annotation of a GenBank genome assembly.